CGUGAUUUGUUGUGCUUGUUUUGUGAUCUCACGCACAUGUUUACCGGACGUGAUGGGUUCGGAUAGCGAAGAUGGCUUAGCGGGUCCCUCAACCACCACCACCACCACCACUGCAGUGGUUGAGAACGCCUGGGCCAUGAAGAUCCCCAAAUUCGAAGCCCAAGACAAUCCGCAUGGCCUUUUGGAGGAGUCUUCUUUUGCCACACUCUUCCCCAAAUAUCGCGAGAAAUAUCUCCGCGAAUCCUGGCCCUUGGUCACCAAAGCCUUGCACGACCAUCACGGGAUCAGGGCUGAACUGGACCUGAUCGAGGGUAGCAUGACCGUGAAGACCACCCGCCAGACUUUUGAUCCGUACAUCAUCAUCAAAGCGCGUGAUUUCAUCAAACUCAUGGCCCGAAGUGUGCCCUACGAGCAAGCCAUCAAGGUCUUAGAUGACGAAGUCGGUUCCGAAAUCAUCAAGAUUGGUGGACUAGUCCGGAACAAGGAUCGGUUCGUCAAGCGGCGACAACGACUCAUCGGGCCCAAUGGAUCCACUUUAAAGUCCAUCGAGCUUCUCACCCGAUGCUAUGUCUUAGUUCAAGGUAAUACCGUCGCGGCUUUAGGGCCCUACCAAGGCCUCAAACAAGUGCGCAAGAUCGUGGUUGACACGAUGAACAACGUCCACCCCAUCUACAACAUCAAGAGCCUCAUGAUCAAGCGUGAACUCAUGAAAGAUCCCCAACUCAAGCACGAAAAUUGGGAACGAUUCCUACCCAAGUUCGAAAAGAAGAACCUGAGCAAACGCAAGGAGCCGCUCAAGAAGAAGGAGAAGAAACCAUACACGCCCUUCCCGCCUGAAAUGCCCCAAUCCAAGGUGGACAAACAACUGGCCACGGGCGAGUACUUCCUCAAGCCCACGGACAAAAAACGGCGCAAGUUGGAGGAGCAAAAAGACAAACAAGCCGGAUCGCAAGCCAAGCGCGACCAGAAGAGGAUGAAAUCCUUCCAACCGCCCAAGGAGGACAAGAACAAAGCCAAUGGGACAAGUCAGACUGGUGGAUCGCAAGCGAACGGCCCGCCCGUGGGAGCGUCGACUUUGGACAUGGACAAGUUGAAGACCAAGAUGGAAAAAGCGAGUAAAGAUCAAAAGAAAAAAGCCAAGAAGAGAAAGAUGUGAAAAGUGUAUUCAGUUAUUACUCUUAUUUGUGAAGUAAACUUUAUUGUAAGCAAGUGUUUUGGCCUGAAGUGAAAGUUGCGUCUUUUAAUCCCUUUCUUUUGCAG
Messenger RNA from Tigriopus californicus, 1260 nucleotides. RefSeq names its product KRR1 small subunit processome component homolog (gene dbe). NCBI's taxonomy places the organism in Eukaryota, Metazoa, Arthropoda, Copepoda, Harpacticoida, Harpacticidae. The transcript has a single exon. Gene Ontology annotation, cellular component: nucleolus; small-subunit processome. The record is from RefSeq and is a predicted model, not a curated record. Gene Ontology annotation, molecular function: RNA binding. Bases 53 to 1156 code for a protein of 367 amino acids.